AUGCUUGCUGCUCCAUUGACUUCUGCCGCUGGUAUUCUUUCGUUGCUGGACGAACCACAGGAUGAGCUCAAGGCUUACGCGCUGUCCAAGUUGGAUAGUCUGGUGGACCUGUUCUGGGCUGAGGUGUCCGACUCUGUUUCGAAGAUCGAAGUUCUUUAUGAAGACGCUUCUUUCAAGGACCGCGAGCUGGCUGCCCUGGUCGCUUCAAAGGUUUACUAUCAUCUCGGAGAGUUUGAAGAAUCGCUUACAUUUGCUUUGGGUGCUGGAAAGUUGUUUGAUCUGAACCAGCGCUCUGAAUAUGUUGAAACUAUUGUUUCUAAAUGUAUCGACAAGUAUAUUGGUCUUCGUGCCGAGAUGCAAGAGGUUCCUGAUAGAAAAGUGGUUAUUAAUGCCAAUCUAGAGAGCAUUGUUGUUGGCAUUGCACUAGAAACCUUUCGUUUGGAUUUGCUUGAAGAAGUCAUUACAAACGGCAACACUCGUGAGUUGCUCGCAUAUGUCUACGAAGCAAACACAAAGACUAUGCAGAAUAUUGUGUUUCGUACAAAAGUUUUCCAUCUGCUUGUUAAGCUCUAUGGCGUUUUAGAUUCACCAGACUAUAUUUCCAUGAGUCAAUGCAUGGUUCAUGUCAACGAUACUGCCGGAACUACCAACCUUUUGAAUACUUUGAUAGCUGGAAAUGAGACCCAGGUUAUAACUGCAUAUCAAAUUGCCUUUGAUAUUGAAGACAGUGCUCCGCAAGACUUUAUUCUCAAGGUUCUUGUUGCACUUCCUACUCCAGCUGAAUCAGCUGUUGUCGCAGAAGCACCUGUUGCUGCAGAUUCAACUGCCAUGGACACUGAUGAACAGACUCCACUUCUCAAGACUGAGCCUAGUACAACCGACUCUUUUUUGCUCAAGAUCCGCCAAAUCUUAGCAGGAGAUUUGACCAUCAAAUUGAAUCUUGAAUUCCUACAUCGUAACAAUCGAGCAGACUUGCUGAUUCUUAAAAACACAAAGGCAGUGUUUGAUUCGCGCAACUCUGUAUACCAUACUGCUGUUACUUUCUCCAACGCAUUUAUGAAUGCUGGCACUACCAGCGAUGAAUUUCUUCGUCAGAACCUUGAAUGGUUGUCCCGUGCUACCAACUGGACCAAAUUCAGUGCUACUGCUGCAUUGGGUGUGAUUCACAAGGGACAGAUUUCUCAAUCCAUGGCUUUACUAGCUCCUUAUCUUCCCCGUGAAGGGGUGGCUGGGUCACCUUAUUCGGAAGGUGGUGCUCUUUUUGCUCUUGGUUUGAUUAAUGCCAAUCAUGGAACACAGGUUCUUCCCUAUCUUUCCAAGGCUCUUAAAGAUACUCAGGACGAAGUUAUUCAACACGGUGCAGCUCUUGGUCUUGGUGUUGCUGGCAUGUCUACUGGCAAUGAAGAACUAUAUGACGAUCUCAAGAAUGUUCUUUUCAAUGACAGUGCUGUUGCUGGUGAGGCUGCUGGUAUUGCCAUGGGUUUGAUUAUGCUUGGCACUGCCUCUACAAAGGCUGUAGAGGAGAUGCUUCAGUAUGCACGAGAAACCCAGCACGAGAAAAUCAUUCGCGGACUGGCAUUGGGUCUCGCUUUGAUUAUGUUUGGCCGUGAAGAUCAGGCUGAUGAGUUUAUUGAACUACUUUCUACCGACAAGGAUCCUAUUUUGCGAUAUGGUGGAAUGUACACUGUUGCACUGGCUUAUGCAGGUACUGGAAACAACAAGGCUAUUCGUCGCUUGCUUCACGUUGCUGUUUCCGAUGUCAGUGAUGAUGCGCGUCGUGCAGCUGUAACUGCCAUUGGAUUUGUAUUGUACAAAUCUCCACAGCAAGUACCUCGUGUUGUACAACUUCUUUCAGAAAGCUUUAAUCCUCAUGUCCGUUAUGGAGCUACACUUGCUUUGGGCAUUUCUUGUGCAUCAACCAACAUGAAGGAAGCCAUUGCACUUCUUGAACCCAUGGUUAAAGAUCCAGUAGACUUUGUUCGUCAAGGUGCCAUGAUUGCUCUGGGUAUGAUUCUUAUUCAACAUAAUGAGGCCUCUGCACCCAAGCUUAACACUAUUCGCAAGCUUUUUGAAACUACCAUCUCUGAUAAGCAUGAGGAGGUUAUGUCCCGCUAUGGUGCAGUUCUUGCUCAAGGUAUCAUUGACGCCGGUGGUCGCAAUGUCACCAUCUCAAUGCAAACACGAUCAGGCUUUCCCAACAUUCCCGCUAUUGUCGGUACAAUACUGUUUACCCAUUUCUGGUACUGGUUUCCUCUGACACACAUGCUUUCGUUGGCAUUCACUCCAACAGGUGUAAUUGGUUUAAAUCAAAAAUUGGAAGUGCCUAAAUUUGAGUUUGGAGUGUCUGGAGCGAAUCAGCAAUUAUUCGCAUAUGUUCCUCCAACCAAAGUCCCCACAGCUGAAGUAGUUGAAAAGGUUGCUACUGCCGUAUUAAGUACCACUAUCAAGGCCAUGGCUCGUGCUAAGAAGGCCGAGAAAGCAAAAGACAAGGAUGGUGCUGAUGAUGCUAUGGAUACCGACGAAAAAAAGGAUGCAUUACUGGAAUCUAUUGAAAGUCCUGCUGCUGGUCCUGAUCGCAAGCGCAAAAAGAAGGAAUUGCCUGAGGUUGAAGUUAUGCAAGAGUUUGUUGAAAACUUUUCGCGAGUUGUACCUUCUCAUGUUCAGUAUGUAACAUUCAAGGAAAAGUCUCGGUAUGUGCCUAUCAAGAAAGAGUCAAUUGGUGGCAUUGUUAUGCUGAUGGAUACACGUCCUACUGAGGCUGAGGAGUUGAUUGCGAUUAGUUUGUUUGGACCUAAAAACACGACCUUGGACUCACAAACUCCUGUACUUUCUCCAGUCGAUCCACCACCGGCCCCACCCCAAAACCCCGGGAAUAUGUGAAGUCCUGUUAGAAAACUUCCAGAUUAGUUCAUCUUUUUGCUUUUUAAAAACAGAAUCGUCGCAAAGUUGAACAAGGGUUUAAGAUUUACAGCCGUAUUCACGUAAAAUGAAACACUUGUAUGCAUUUUGCAAUGACUCUAUUUUUCCCGGAAUAAACAAUGGUUAAAUAUUCGG
Molecule: messenger RNA, 3054 nt
Organism: Batrachochytrium dendrobatidis JAM81
Lineage: Eukaryota; Fungi; Chytridiomycota; Chytridiomycetes; Rhizophydiales
Product: proteasome regulatory particle base subunit RPN2
Exons: 11
Coding region: 1-2880 (959 amino acids)
Biological process (GO): regulation of protein catabolic process; proteasome-mediated ubiquitin-dependent protein catabolic process
Cellular component (GO): proteasome complex; nucleus; proteasome regulatory particle, base subcomplex
Molecular function (GO): enzyme regulator activity
Source: RefSeq, a predicted model, not a curated record